AUGGGAUUUGUGGGAUCCUUGUUUACAUGGCACAAACACUACCCAAAUUAUACUGUCUGGGAGAGGUUGGAUAGAGCAGUAGCCACAAACGAGUGGUUUGCAAAAUUCCCAGAAACAAAAAUACAUCAUUUGGAUGUGACUACUUUGGAUCACAAGGCACUAUGGAUUGUCUCGAAAGUCAUGGAAUGCAAACAACAGAGACCGUUCCGCUUCGAGCAGAUGUGGAUGAUGGAAGAAGGUUGUAUUGCCACAGUGGAGGCAGUGUGGAAGACUGGAAAUAGUAAAGCUGAGGAUGUUAAACUUAUUACGAAAAUUGAUAGAUGUUGA
Messenger RNA from Quercus robur (English oak), 327 nucleotides. RefSeq lists its product as uncharacterized. Bases 1 to 327 code for a protein of 108 amino acids. Lineage: Eukaryota; Viridiplantae; Streptophyta; Magnoliopsida; Fagales; Fagaceae. The transcript has a single exon. The record is from RefSeq and is a predicted model, not a curated record.